Spodoptera littoralis (African cotton leafworm) is the source of this 1500-nucleotide messenger RNA. The record is from the annotation of a GenBank genome assembly. NCBI's taxonomy places the organism in Eukaryota, Metazoa, Arthropoda, Insecta, Lepidoptera, Noctuidae.
AUGACAGCCGUAGCUUCUACCUACUAUCGGCUGCAUGUGUCAGCUAAGGAUGAAUCCUCGCACAAUUUAAUAACAGUCAUAACAAAAGCCUUCAACAUCUUCAAGAACCAAGAAGACUUAGUAAAAGUCAAUAAGGAUGAGAUUCGUGUGAUGAACGGCAUGAGAUUCCUUACUGCAGUCAUUAUUGUAGGCAUACAUGUAAUGUUCUACAUGUCCAUAUCUGGUAUAGGCAAUUUAAUGGAUGUUGAUGCGUUUUUGGAAAGCUUUGGUGGACUACUUCUUCACUUUGAUCUCUUUGUGGAUACAUUUUUCACUAUAUCUGGACUACUGCAUAUCAAGGGAUUAAUGGGAAAAAGGCAGAAUCUACUUAAUGUGCUUCUGAAACGGUAUAUAAGGUUAAUAGGACCAUUCGCGCUAAUAGUCUUCUACUUAAUAUCAGUAUCGAAGCAUCUUAGCUCGACUCCAGCCUGGCUAGGAUUGGAGGAGACAGAAGUUUGUGAACAGCACUGGCUGAAGAGUUUACUCAUGAUGAAUUCAGACGUGAAGGACAUUUGUCAUGAUGUGACUUGGUAUUUAGCCUGUGAUUACCAGCUGGCAAUCCUGGGGACUCUACUCUUCUACUUCUAUCAAAGGAACAGGAGUUUUGGAUUUGUAUCUUACGCAAUUAUUGCAGUCUUGUCCAUGAUCAUUCCUGGAGCGCUGACAUACUUGUUCCAGUUACCUGGGGUUCUUUUUAAAGAUUAUGGAAAGUACGUGAUCCACUAUCGUGAGGCUUGGGAGCACAGUUUAGUGUACACACCGGCCUUCAGCCGUGCUAGUCCAUACAUCGUGGGCGUCGCUAUGGGAUACUUCAUGUCCAUCUAUAAACCUGCUGACUAUAGGAAAUCUGUUUCUAAAGAAUGGUCUAUUAUUGGCGUUGCAGUGAGUUUUGUCCUGAUGAUAGUCACAAUGGCUCUCGCCUAUAUACUCAGAAUACGAGGACACGACCCCAUAGAUGCCGCCAUCACCGCAGCCACUAAUAGGAUCUUCUGGGCUGUAGCCAUCUGCUGCAUUAUAGGGAUGUGUGAAUAUGGAACAAUCCCUAUAGUCUCCCAUAUCCUGGGCUGGUCCGCGUUCACGCCUCUCAGUCGACUGUCCUACGGCAUUUAUAUGACACACUCCCUCAUCAUACAGAGGUACAAGCUUGCACAAAGGUCGGCUCAUCUCUUCGAUUUCUUUUGCUUGAUUUAUGACGUUGUAGGGACUGUGGGGCUAUCAAUAGGACUAAGUUACGCAAUGUGGCUGUUUGUGGAGGCGCCACUGAUCAACAUCACCAACCAUUUCUUCUUCAACAAGUCAAAGAACGUGCAACCAGAUAAAAAUCGUGGUGAGAAUGGAAUCCAGCAUCAGAAUGGAGUUAUUAGGACUAAAGUUAUGUUAAAUGGAAUUCAAGCAAACAAAAGUCAUGACGAGAAUGGAAUCCAACAUCACAAUGGAAUAGCUAAAACCAAAGUCUCAUAA